This is a messenger RNA of Lethenteron reissneri (Far Eastern brook lamprey), 3290 nucleotides long. RefSeq names its product forkhead box N4 (gene FOXN4). Gene Ontology annotation, biological process: regulation of transcription by RNA polymerase II. The record is from RefSeq and is a predicted model, not a curated record. Gene Ontology annotation, molecular function: DNA-binding transcription factor activity, RNA polymerase II-specific; transcription cis-regulatory region binding. NCBI's taxonomy places the organism in Eukaryota, Metazoa, Chordata, Hyperoartia, Petromyzontiformes, Petromyzontidae.
GUCAGUGUGCGACUUGAUUUAAAGUAAGACGGGAGGAGGUCUUGUCGCGUUGGGUUAAAAGAAGUUGCGCGCACGCGUGUGUUUGUGUGUGUGGAAGGAUCCCAGGCACACCAAGAGGGCCACGUUCGAUCGCUUUGCUGACAAGGGGCAGAGCGGGUACGAGUUGAUUUAUCAUUCGCGUGCCGCCACAGCAGGAUCAUAACCAAGUCCCCAAGUUGCGCACCACCCGCGCACUGCUACAACAACAACUACGACAGAUCAGAUCAAGUUUGAACUACUACAGACUUUCCUCGUCGCAGAGUUUGUGGGGUUAUUUUUCGGGGAGAGUGGGGAGCGUACGCUGUUUUUGUUUCAUUUGGUAUCUUUCGGCGACGGAGGUGGUGCAUCACCUCGACUUUGUGAGAUGCUGGCAAUGGCAGAGUGGCUGCUCCCAGCAGCUUUAAGCGAGGAGGCGUCAUGGCUCACGGUGUCGGACGACGAGGAGAUGCCAGUGUCAAACUCGACAUACGCGCAGGCGACCGCGACGUAUGCCUUGCCGUCAACCACCGUCAAGAUGCAAUGCUGGGCUCAAGUCAAGUCAGACAUGGCCAGGCUGGACACGCUGCCUUCCCUGCUGGAGUGCGGAGGGGCAGUGGCGCCCGGAGACACAACUUGGGCCACGUGCGGACAGGCCGGCGAGCCCAGCCCCGACUACCCGCGCUACCGGCAGGAGGGACCAUGUGGCUCAAAGACCGGUCUCCAGAGCUCUCCUUCCACAACGAGAGAUCACAUUUCAAAAUCGAGCUACAUCCCACAAGCGAGCAACGCAUUUCAGAACACGCACACUGAUGGACUGCAAGGCGAUGGGUGUCUCUCAGUACAUUUGCAGAGAGAUCAAGAGCUCUCGAACCAAAAUGGCUACGGCAGCGACGCGAUGUCCUGUGCAACCGGCAGCCUGCCCGGCACGCCCAACCUCGCCUACGGCGGCGCGCAGCAGAUCUUCGACUUCCCGCCACUCUACUGCGCCGCGUCCGUGGACGCGCCGUCCUACGGCUCGGCCGACGCGAACCGCUCGCUGUACGGCGCCGCUGUGGCCGGCGCCGCCGCGCCGCCCCCCUACGAGCGAUGCCAACUCAAGGCGGGGCCUGCGCUAGGCCACCAGUCCGCGGAGCACCUUGCGGGCCACGCGCCCACGCACUCGCCUCCGCCCUACGGCCUGCACUACCCGCGCCGGGCGCAGUCCUUGCCCGAGCCGCUGCUUCUCGUGUCGUUCGACGGGGAAGGACGCGCCAACUGCAGCACCGCGCCCCCGUACCACCAGGCGCCACAGGCAGGAGGGCAGGCGACGGCGGCUGCUGCUGCCCACAAUGGCGGCUUCUACGGCGGCGGCCCCUUCCCAGGCGCCCCCUCCUUGGAGGCCUUUCAGAUGAACAAGGAAACGAAGACACAAGAAUACAACAUGGGCAGCAGAGUGGUGAAUGGCAAUUCAAUGCAUCCUGUGCCUCCGGGCCAACAUCUAGGCUUCAUGCAAGAGCAGCAUCGCAACUACCUGCCUGUACAACAAAUCCACGAGCCCUACCCUGCGAUGCGGCCGUACAGCAAUGGCUAUGCUUCCCACCAAUACUCCCCUCACAAGAUCCACACGAUGCAAGGGCGCCAGCAUAAAGUCUACCCCAAGCCCAUAUAUUCCUACAGCUGCCUCAUCGCGAUGGCUCUGAAGAACAGCAAAAAUGGAAGCUUGCCAGUCAGCGAUAUCUACCAUUUCAUGACCGAGAACUUCCCCUACUUCAAGACGGCGCCGGACGGCUGGAAGAAUUCGGUGCGGCACAACCUGUCGCUCAACAAGUGCUUCGAGAAGAUCGAGAACAAGGCGAGCGGAGGCUCCUCCAGGAAGGGCUGCCUCUGGACCCUGAACCCCGCCAAGGUGGACAAGAUGGACGAGGAGAUGCAGAAGUGGAAGCGCAAAGACCCCGCCGCCAUCCGCAGGAGCAUGGCCAACCCCGAGGCACUGGACAGACUGGUUGUGGACAAGGCUGACAAGAUGAGCUCGUCCGUCAGCGCCGGGUUUGCACCCAGGUCCAAUCCGAUGCCUCCGCAGGGAGUUCCGCCGCAGAUCAUGGCGGCGCGACCCGCUGGCUCCCCACGGCGGUCCAGGCUGCCUUCGGAUGGCCCUGACCCGUGUCAGGUGGCAGUGCUCCACAGUCCCCAGCCCGUCGUCUCCGCGUCCUCGCACGGCACGCCGGAACACGGGCAGGUCCAGAGCCAGGAAAACGGCUGCGAUGGUUUGGUGUCUGGAGAUCACAGUAUGGAAGUGGACUCCAUCAACCCCAGCAUCAUCGACUUGGAGAUUCAGAGUAGCCUGUGGGACGCCUACCAGCAGGACAACCUCUCCUUGGAAGGCCUGGGCAAUGCAUCGGACUCCCUGUGCCAUUCUCCCUGCCUAUCGGAGCACGCUGCAUGCAGCGUGACCGACACGGAUGCCCCGUCGCCCGCCUACACGUGCGCUGCCAGCACAGCCGAUUGCAAAGCGGCGGGCGGCAUCAGUGCCAUCUUCAGCACGCCGCCGCUGUACAGCAGCCUGGGUGACGAGCUGUCACUCGCCUACCUCUGCAAUCCAGCAGCAGGGGCUCAGCUCGUCACGCUCAUGUGAUAGCAAAGCCUCGUUUGUGCCCGGAUAGCAACGAGACUCAUUCGCUGGGCGAGUGAUUGUUUUUUUGUUGCAGCAAGAUUGACUGAAAACUUCCGAGCAGCAAGCUUACAUUUUUCUCUUUAAAGCCAUGAAAUAUGUGUAUAUAUUUGCAGUAUUAUGUCCUAAUUUUGCCAUGUUUUGAGCAAAAAAAUUGCGUAUUUUUUUUUGUAGAAUGAACGUAUCUUAACUGUUGAGAAAGCAUUUCUUAUUUUGAUACAAAAGUGUAAUCUGAAUGUCCAUGUGCGUGGCCAUAUCAAUGUCGUGUUCCUUAAGGAAUUACUUUACACGUGAAUAUGUUGCCUUUGUUAAAUGAACUUUUCAGCUACAUGGUCCCAAGGAAGAGGAUGCCACCACCCACAGUAAAGACUUUAGCUUUGUUUGCGUCCAAGGGGCACUCAUUAACUCGUUUCGCAAGGCUGUUGUGCUUGCAGCAAUGUACUCCAAUAGUUUUUUUUUUUCUAAGUAAACGAUAAGGCUUUUCGUUGUCUCACAGCUGUAUUGUAAACGUAUGAGGUUAUAUGAACUGGUAAUGUAAACUGGCGUUAAGGAUCGACCAAAAAUACUGCAGUGUGUACCUGUAUUCGUUAUUAUUUAUGUUUUUUUUGUCCACAAUAACCACUCA